AUGAAUCCGAUUCAUAAAUUGAAGGUGAAAAUCCCUGGGAUGCAGGCAACCUUACUUGAGCUCCCUUUCCUAGCCGGGCAAAAGAGAGGAAAAGGGGGUGGCGGCGAGCCACCCAGAGCGCAGCCUAAGCAGCAGCUGCGUCAGGAGCAGCCAUUGGAAGGAGCUGUCUGCGGUGGGGAGUGCUGCACUGAGCAUGUUCGAGCCCAUCCUAGUCCAAGCUGCAGCAGCAGCAGCAGCCACAGCAGCAGGAGCCGCCUCUCAUUAUGCAAAGCAGCGGCUCCGGCAGAUGGAAGAGGGGCCAAACAAGAGCGCAUUUCCUUUCCUGCUGGGCAGUUUGCACAUCGGCCUGGCUUCCCCAGGAGUCUCCCCCAGACCCAGCCGGGGAAUGAAAAUCUGUGGGAUGGCCUGACUGCGGGCAGGGCGGCAUUGCAGCGGGAUUGCAACAUGGGGAACCAGGAUGGCAAACUGAAGAGGAGCGCAGGUGAUGCCUCCCUUGAAGGAGGGGGAGGUGGUGGCGGUGGUGGGGAGGAUGCUGUCGGGCCCAGGGAUGCUGAAGGAACCAAGAAGGGGAGCGGAGGCAAGAAGGCUCUGGGCAAACAUGGAAAGGGAGGAGGGGGAGGUGGCACUGGAGAGCCUGGCAAGAAGAAGAGCAAGUCAGACUCUAGAGCCUCGGUUUUUUACAACCUGCGGAUCAGGAAAAACCUAUCUAAGGGAAAGGGGAGCGUUGGUUCGCGGGAAGAUGUGCUGGACUCCCAGGCCCUGCAAACAGGGGAGCUGGACAGCGCUCACUCCUUGGUCACCAAGACCCCUGACCUCAGCCUGUCUGCUGAUGAAGUGGGCCUGUCAGAUACAGAGGGUGCAGACCCCUUCGAAGUCAGCCGUCCAAGUGCAGUAGGGCCUGCAGGGAUUGGGGUUCAAUCUGCCAUAGAAGGGGAUUUGGAAGCAGCCCCUGGGGCGCAAGAUGGACAGAGGACCAGUUCAGGCUCAGAUACAGACAUCUAUAGCUUUCAUUCGGCCACAGAGCAGGAGGACUUGCUCUCAGACAUUCAGCAAGCAAUUCGGCUCCAGCAGCAGCAGCAACAGCAACAGCAGCAGCAGCACCAGGGUGGUAUGGUCAGCUCCGGGGACAUUUCAGUGCCCCUGGACUCUGCUUCUCUUCAACCGGGGGCUUUCCUUGGCCUGGACCAUUUUCUACUGGGGCCUGUCAGUAAGUCAGGGGAAGCACCCGGGAGUCCAGACACAGAGCAAGCUUUAUCUGCCCUCUCUGACCUCCCGGACAGUUUGGCCCCUGAGCUUCCAGUGCAGGAAAAGCCAUCACCCCCUAGUGGUGUGGAUUGGGAGGUCGCUACCCCCGUGGCUACUCUGCCAUCAGCUACAGACUCUCUCUCUACUGCUUUUCCCUUCCCAGAAUCAGGGCAGGGGGACACUGCAACUGUACCAUCUGCUGGGGGAGCAGGAGACACAGAUGAUGAUGAAGAUGAUGCAUUUGAGGAUGCUCCCAGAGGCUCUCCUGGGGAGGACUGGGACAAAGGCACCCAGGAGACUCCCAAUGAGGUAGGAGAGGAGGAGGUUGAAGUGUCAGGGGUAUGUCUAACGCCUCCCCAAAUGGACAGUCCUGUCCCUAGUCCCCGCUGCUUCAAGCCUUACCCACUAAUUAAUCCUUGUUACAUCAAGACCACCACUAGACAACUUAGUUCACCCAACCACUCACCUUCUCAGUCCCCUAGCCAAAGCCCCCGUUUCGUGAGAAGGCUGGAGCCUUCUCUGAGCCGGAGUCAGAAGGCUGCUUUGGCCUCUACUGAUGCCCAGGUCAAGAAGCACAAGACAGGCAGCAGCAGCCUGGUUGGGGGACUGAGCCGCUCUGCUGACUGGACAGAGGAGGUGGAGAGGAGGGAGCCCAGAGCGGGUGGCUCAGCAGACUUGCUUGAAUGUGGGGCAGCCCAGGAAGGAGCUGAUGGAAUCCCCCCAACUCUGUCCAGAAAGUCCUCAGGAGUACAGGCUGCCACAGAGGGCUUCCAGAAUGUAUUCACAGGGCGUACUCUGUUGGAAAAGCUGUUUAGCCAGCAAGAGAAUGCACCACCAGAAGAAGCGGAGAAAUUUUGUUCUCGGAUUAUUGCGAUGGGUCUUCUACUUCCUUUCAGCGAUUGCUUCAGGGAGCAGUGUAACCAGAGUGCUCAGCAAAGCUCAGCUCCAUUUGAUCAAGAUCAACUUUAUACCUGGGCUGCAGUCAGUCAACCCACACAUUCUCUGGAUUACACAGAGGAGCAGUUUCCGAGGAGAAUCCCCCGUGUCUGGUCUCCUGCUAAGCCUCCUGAUGAAGAACAUGGGCCCAAGGAGAUUGAAGCAGAGUUUCAAGCUGUCAUUUUGGAAACACAGAAAAAGUGUUCAGAUGCUCUUCAACAGGAAACUUCUGACAUGAAAUCUGAGGAACAUGCAAAUGUAAUUCAGCAGCUGGAACAGACAAUUGAAAAUCUGAGGAGCAAAAUAGCGGAACUAGAGAAGCAGUACCCCACUACUGGCAUGGAGGAUGGAAAACAAGUGGCUGAGAGGGGAAUGGCUGAAGGUGUCUGUCACGAAGAUCUUCAAUUAAAUGAAGAAGAAAUAAGACAUGAAAGGAUGUUACAUGUAAAAUCAGUACAGACUUCACCAACAGAGGAGGGCAGUGCAUCUGUAAUGCCUUUUGCUAACACACUGCCACAGCAUCUUCCACUCACUCAGGAGGCUAUAAAUGGACAGCCAACUGUGCCAUUGACACCUUCUGGACCUCAAACAAAGUUUUGUUCAGAGAUUUCUUUGAUUGUUUCACCAAGGUUAAUAUCUGUACAGCUUGAUGCCAAUCAAUCCAUACAGUGUGUAUCACAGCCUCCACCACCUCCAUCCCUCCCAGGUUCUGAUAAUCAAGAAAAGAUUCUAACACAGCCUCCCCCAACACCUUUUAUAAAUGAAUGUGUGACCAGCCAUGAACAUUCCCUUCCCACAUCUUUUGAAAUUAGUCAUGACAUUCUACCCUCCCCUCAUGUAACUGGCAGACAACUGAAUCCUCCCCUGCCUGGUGCAGGUAUCCCACCACCACCUCCCCUGCCAGGUGUGGAUGUUCCACCUCCCCCACCUCUACCUCUUUCGCCUGGUACAGCACCUUCCAUUUCCAUAUCUGGAUCAGGCAUGAUGAUUCCUACUCCACCUCCCCUUACUGACAAGACAGUGCUACCCACUCUUAUACCUCUACCUGGCUCAGAAAUACCCCCUCCUCCACCUCUGCCUGGUGUAGGGGUUCCCCCUCCUCCUCCGCCUCUUCCUGGAGUGGGGAUCCCUCCUCCCCCACCUCUGCCUGGAGUGGGGAUCCCUCCUCCCCCGCCUCUGCCUGGAGUGGGGAUCCCUCCUCCCCCGCCUCUGCCUGGAGUGGGGAUCCCUCCUCCCCCGCCUCUGCCUGGAGUGGGGAUCCCUCCUCCCCCGCCUCUGCCUGGAGUGGGGAUCCCUCCUCCCCCGCCUCUGCCUGGAGUGGGGAUCCCUCCUCCUCCCCCUCUGCCUGGAGUGGGGAUCCCUCCUCCCCCGCCUCUGCCUGGAGUGGGGAUCCCUCCUCCCCCGCCUCUGCCUGGAGUGGGGAUCCCUCCUCCCCCGCCUCUGCCUGGAGUGGGGAUCCCUCCUCCCCCGCCUCUGUGUGGUGUGGGGGUCCCUCCACCUCCUCCACCUUUGCCUGGAGUGGGGGUCUCACUCCCUUCUGCACCCCCUCUGCCACCUGGAUCAGGUCCUCCACCUCCACCACAAGCUGGGGCCAGUACAUUGCCAAACAUUAUGCUUCCACAAGUAUCUGGAUUCCUCCCUCCUCCAUUGCCAGCUGGCUUAUUUGGAAUAGGCUUGAAUCAGGACAAAGUGAGUAGGAAACAAGCAAUAGAACCUUGUCGACCAAUGAAGCCUCUUUAUUGGACAAGAAUUCAGCUACAUAGUAAAAGAGAUUCUAGCAUUUCUCUCAUUUGGGAAAAGAUUGAAGAGCCAUCUAUAGAUUGUCAUGAGUUUGAAGAAUUAUUUUCUAAAACUGCUGUAAAAGAGAGGAAGAAACCUAUUUCUGACACCAUAACAAAGACCAAGACUAAACAAGUUGUCAAGUUAUUAAGCAACAAAAGAUCACAAGCAGUUGGAAUACUAAUGUCAAGCCUUCAUUUAGAUAUGAAAGACAUACAGCAUGCUGUUGUGAAUUUGGAUAACUCUGUGGUUGAUCUGGAGACCCUUCAAGCCCUGUAUGAAAAUAGAGCACAGACAGACGAAUUGGAAAAAAUUGAAAAGCAUGGCAGAUCAUGCAAAGAAAAAGAAAAUGCCAAGUCUUUGGACAAACCUGAACAGUUCCUUUAUGAAUUAUCACUAAUACCCAACUUUUCAGAGCGAGUCUUUUGCAUCCUAUUCCAGUCAACAUUUUCAGAAAGCAUUUGUUCUAUUCGCCGCAAACUUGAACUACUCCAGAAGUUGUGUGAGACAUUGAAAAAUGGGUCAGGGGUUAUGCAGGUUCUAGGUCUGGUUCUUGCCUUUGGUAAUUACAUGAAUGGUGGGAACAAGACUCGGGGACAGGCAGAUGGUUUUGGAUUAGACAUUCUUCCAAAGCUGAAAGAUGUCAAAAGCAGUGACAAUAGCCGGAGUCUUUUAUCGUAUAUUGUUUCAUAUUAUCUUCGAAAUUUCGAUCAGGAUGCUGGAAAAGAACAAUGUGUUUUUCCACUGCCAGAACCCCAGGACCUCUUUCAAGCCUCCCAGAUGAAGUUUGAAGACUUUCAGAAAGAUCUUCGAAAACUGAAGAAAGAUUUGAGAGCCUGUGAAACUGAAGCAGGAAAAGUUUAUCAGAUGUCCCUAGAGGAGCACAUCCAACCUUUCAAAGAAAGUAUGGAGCAUUUCAUUUUUCAAGCAAAAAUUGACCAAGAAGCCGAGGAGCAUUCAUUGACAGCGGCACAUAAAUGCUUUUUGGAAACUACAGCUUAUUUCUUCAUGAAACCAAAAAUGGGAGAGAAGGAAGUGUCCCCACAUGUUUUCUUCAGCCUCUGGCAUGAAUUCAGUUCUGACUUUAAAGAUUUCUGGAAAAAAGAGAACAAACUUAUUCUCCAAGAAAGAGUAAAAGAAGCAGAGGAAGUGUGUAGGCAGAAAAAAGAAAAAUCCUUGUAUAAAAUAAAGCCGAAACAUGACUCUGGAAUUAAAGCAAAGAUAAGCAUGAAAAUCUGAUCACCAAAAGUCAGAACAGAUAUAGCAUUGCCAUUAGAUGGACAAAGUUUAAUGUAUUUGGGGAGGGGAAGGAAACUACAUCAUUUUGAUCAUUGUUUUUUUCAUUUUGACCUAAGUGUAGUUUUUGUUUUCUUGACUGAUUUCACUGAUCAAUUCCACUGUACUGUGCACAAAUUAAAUAUAAAAAGUAAAAUAAUUAAAUUUAUUGACCCAGAAAAUAAACUACUUUUUACAUUAAAAAAA
Molecule: messenger RNA, 5442 nt
Organism: Antechinus flavipes (yellow-footed antechinus)
Lineage: Eukaryota; Metazoa; Chordata; Mammalia; Dasyuromorphia; Dasyuridae
Gene: FMN2
Product: formin 2
Exons: 18
Coding region: 1-5199 (1732 amino acids)
Biological process (GO): intracellular transport
Cellular component (GO): cytoplasm; nucleus; endoplasmic reticulum membrane
Source: RefSeq, a predicted model, not a curated record